This is a messenger RNA of Propithecus coquereli (Coquerel's sifaka), 3056 nucleotides long. It is a transcript of the gene PKN3, whose product is annotated as protein kinase N3. The transcript has 22 exons. The coding region runs from base 81 to 2750 and encodes 889 amino acids. NCBI's taxonomy places the organism in Eukaryota, Metazoa, Chordata, Mammalia, Primates, Indriidae. Gene Ontology annotation, molecular function: small GTPase binding; ATP binding; protein serine/threonine kinase activity. Gene Ontology annotation, biological process: protein phosphorylation; signal transduction. The record is from RefSeq and is a predicted model, not a curated record.
CGCUUCCCGGGAAGUUUCAAGUUUGAAAGUCCUGGCGGAGGGGCCGUGGCUUCCGGAACCCGAGCGGCCCCAGCGGCGCCAUGGAGGAGGGGGCGCCGCGGCAGCCUGGGCCGGGCCAGCGGCCUUCAGAGGAUGAGAAAGAGGCGAUCCGUCGGGCCAUCCAGAAGGAGCUGAAAAUCAAGGAAGGCAUGGAGAACCUGCGGCGGGUGGCCACAGACCGCCGCCACCUGGGCCACGUGCAGCAGCUGCUGCGCUCCUCCAACCGCCGCCUGGAGCAGCUGCAUGGCGAACUGCGGGAGCUGCACGCCCGCAUCCUGCUGCCUGGCCCCGGGCCUGGCCAGGCUGAACCUGUGGGCUUGGGCCCCCGGCCGCGGGCUGAGCAGCCAAGGGCACGGCACCUGGAGGCUCUACGGAGGCAGCUGCAGGUGGAGCUGAAGGUGAAGCAGGGGGCCGAGAACAUGACCCACACGUGUGCCAGUGGCACCCCCAAGGAGAAGAAGCUCCUGGCAGCCGCCCAGCAGAUGCUGCGGGACAGCCAGCUGAAGGUCGCCCUGCUGCGGAUGAAGAUCAGCAGCCUGGAGGCCAGUGGGUCCCCUGAACCAGGCCCUGAGCUGCUGGCGGAGGAGCUGCAGCACCGACUGCGCGUGGAGGCUGCUGUGGCCGAGGGCGCCAAGAACGUGGUGAAGCUGCUCGGUGGCCGAAGAACACAGGACCGCAAGGCGCUGGCCGAGGCCCAGGCCCAGCUCCAAGAGUCCUCCCAGAAACUGGACCUCCUUCGGCUGGCCCUGGAGCAGCUGCUGGAGGGCCUGCCACCUGCUCAUCCUCUGCGCAGCAGAGUGGCCCGGGAGCUGCGGACUGUGGUGCCUGGGAGCCCCCCACCCUCAGGGACACUUGUGAAGCCCACGGCCCUGACAGGGACACUGCAGGUCCGCCUCCUGGGAUGUGAGCAGCUGCUGACAGUUGUGCCGGGACGUUCUCCGGUGGCUGCACUGGCUGGAAGCCCCUCCGAGGGCUGGCUUCGGACCAGGGCAAGGCAACAGCGUGGUGGAGGCGAGCUGGCCCGCGAGGUGCUGGCUGUGCUGAAGGUGGACAACCGCACCGUGGGCCAGACAGGCUGGGGGCAGGUUGCCGAGCAGUCCUGGGACCAGACCUUUGUCAUCCCACUGGAGCGAGCCCGCGAGCUGGAGAUCGGGGUACGUUGGCGGGACUGGCGGCAGCUGUGUGGCAUGGCCUUCCUGAGGCUGGAGGACUUCCUGGACAAUGCCUGUCACCAACUGUCCCUCAGCCUGGUGCCACAGGGGCGGCUCUUCGCCCAGGUGACCUUCUGUGAUCCUGUCAUUGAGAGGCGGCCCCGGCUACAGAGGCAGAAACGCGUUUUCUCUAAACGCAGAGGCCAGGACUUCCUGAGGGCUUCCCAGAUGAACCUCAGCAUGGCGGCCUGGGGACGCUUGGUCAUGAGCCUGUUGCCCCCCUGCAGCUCCCCAAGCACGAUCAGCCCCCCAAAAGGGUGCCCUCUGACCCCGACUAUACCCCGGGGGGCCUCCGAUCCUGCCUCCCCCAGUAAUUUCCUGCCCAAGAAGACCCCCUUGGCAGAAGAGAUGAAGCCCCCACCCAAGCCCCCGCGCCUCUACCUGCCCCAGGAGCCGACCCCCGAGGAGACCCCGUGCAUCAAACGCCCCCACAUGGAGCCCAGGACUGGACUCGGGCCAUCUCCACCAGCCUCCCCUGCCAGGAAACCACCCCGACUUCAGGACUUCCGCUGCUUGGCCGUGCUUGGCCGAGGACACUUCGGGAAGGUCCUCCUGGUCCAGUUCAAGGGGACAGGGAAAUACUAUGCCAUCAAAGCACUGAAGAAACAGGAGGUGCUCGGCCGGGACGAGGUAGAGAGCCUGUACUGUGAGAAGCGGAUCCUGGAGGCUGUGGGCUGCACAGGGCACCCCUUCCUGCUCUCCCUUCUCGCCUGCUUCCAGACCUCCAGCCACGCCUGCUUCGUGACUGAGUUUGUGCCCGGUGGUGACCUCAUGAUGCAGAUCCACGAGGACGUCUUUCCUGAGCCCCAGGCCUGCUUCUACCUGGCCUGCGUGGUCCUGGGGCUACAGUUCUUACACGAGAAGAAGAUCAUUUACAGGGACCUGAAGUUGGAUAAUCUCCUGCUGGAUGCCCAGGGCUUCCUGAAGAUCGCAGACUUCGGGUUAUGCAAGGAAGGGAUUGGCUUUGGGGACCGGACGAGCACCUUCUGUGGCACCCCAGAGUUCCUGGCCCCCGAAGUGCUGACCCAGGAGGCGUACACUCGGGCUGUGGACUGGUGGGGGCUGGGCGUGCUGCUCUAUGAGAUGCUGGUGGGCGAGUGCCCAUUCCCAGGUGACACCGAGGAGGAAGUGUUUGACUGCAUUGUCAACGCGGAUGCCCCAUACCCCCGCUUUCUGUCGGUGCAGGGGCUCGAGCUCAUUCAGAAGCUCCUCCAGAAGUGCCCGGAGAAGCGCCUGGGGGCAGGUGAGCAGGAUGCUGAGGAGAUCAAGAUCCAGCCUUUCUUCAGGACCACCGACUGGCAGGCGCUGCUCGCCCGCACCGUCCGGCCCCCCUUCGUGCCCGCGCUCUGUGGCCCUGCGGACCUGCGCUACUUUGAGGGCGAGUUCACGGGGCUGCCGCCUGCCCUGACCCCUCCUGCGCCCCGCAGCGCUCUCAGUGCCCACCAGCAGGCCGCCUUCCGGGACUUUGACUUCGUGUCAGAGCGAUUCCUGGAGCCCUGAGGGCCGCUCCCGACGCCUCCGCCCCCUGCCCAGAUGGUUAAAGCCUGUGCUCGCCCAGCUGUGUGGCCCUGCACAGGCCCAGGCCUUUGCCUGCUAUUUAUGUGUCCUUGGGACUUAUGGUGGCAGCCACAGGGCUGCUGUCAGGGGCUUUGCUCAGCGUCACUGGACAAAGCGUGUCACUGCCCCCUCCUGCCCACCCCUCUGCCUCCCAGCGAGACCCGGGCCAGCAGGGGUGCCACGGUAAGGAGUGGUUUGGUUUGUCUUUUUAAUACUUGACUUGCUUUAUGGAUUAUUAAACUUGUAAAA